Messenger RNA from Pongo pygmaeus (Bornean orangutan), 1747 nucleotides. RefSeq names its product cholesteryl ester transfer protein (gene CETP). Gene Ontology annotation, biological process: phospholipid homeostasis; cholesterol homeostasis; phosphatidylcholine metabolic process. The transcript has 16 exons. Gene Ontology annotation, cellular component: high-density lipoprotein particle. The record is from RefSeq and is a predicted model, not a curated record. The coding region runs from base 19 to 1572 and encodes 517 amino acids. Gene Ontology annotation, molecular function: phosphatidylcholine binding; cholesterol binding; cholesterol transfer activity. NCBI's taxonomy places the organism in Eukaryota, Metazoa, Chordata, Mammalia, Primates, Hominidae.
CAUCACUGCCUGAUAACCAUGCUGGCUGCCACCGUCCUGACCCUGGCCCUGCUGGGCAAUGCCCAUGCCUGCUCCAAAGGUACCUCGCACGAGGCAGGCAUCGUGUGCCGCAUCACCAAGCCUGCCCUCCUGGUGUUGAACCAAGAGACUGCCAAGGUGAUCCAGACCGCCUUCCAGCGAGCCAGCUACCCAGAUAUCACGGGCGAGAAGGCCAUGAUGCUCCUUGGCCAAGUCAAGUAUGGGUUGCACAACAUCCAGAUCAGCCACUUGUCCAUCGCCAGCAGCCAGGUGGAGCUGGUGGAAGCCAAGUCCAUCGAUGUCUCCAUUCAGAACGUGUCUGUGGUCUUCAAGGGGACCCUGAAGUAUGGCUACACCACUGCCUGGUGGCUGGGUAUUGAUCAGUCCAUUGACUUCGAGAUCGACUCUGCCAUUGACCUCCAGAUCAACACACAGCUGACCUGUGACUCUGGUAGAGUGCGGACGGAUGCCCCUGACUGCUACCUGUCUUUCCAUAAGCUGCUCCUGCAUCUCCAAGGGGAGCGAGAGCCUGGGUGGAUCAAGCAGCUGUUCACAAAUUUCAUCUCCUUCACCCUGAAGCUGGUCCUGAAGGGACAGAUCUGCAAAGAGAUCAACGUCAUCUCUAACAUCAUGGCCGAUUUUGUCCAGACAAAGGCUGCCAGCAUCCUUUCAGAUGGAGACAUUGGAGUGGACAUUUCCCUGACAGGUGAUCCCGUCAUCACAGCCUCCUACCUGGAGUCCCAUCACAAGGGUCAUUUCAUCUACAAGAAUGUCUCGGAGGACCUCCCCCUCCCCACCUUCUCGCCCGCACUGCUGGGGGACUCCCACAUGCUGUACUUCUGGUUCUCCGAGAAAGUCUUCCACUCCCUGGCCAAAGUAGCUUUCCAGGAUGGCCGCCUCAUGCUCAGCCUGAUGGGAGAUGAGUUCAAGGCAGUGCUGGAGACCCGGGGCUUCAACACCAACCAGGAAAUCUUCCAAGAGGUUGUCGGCGGCUUCCCCAGCCAGGCCCAAGUCACUGUCCACUGCCUCAAGAUGCCCAAGAUCUCCUGCCAAAACAAGGGAGUUGUGGUCAAUUCUUCAGUGAUGGUGAAAUUCCUCUUUCCACGCCCAGACCAGGAACAUUCUGUAGCUUACACAUUUGAAGAGGAUAUCAUGACUACCGUCCAGGCCUCCUAUUCUAAGAAAAAGCUCUUCUUAAGCCUCUUGGAUUUCCAGAUUACACCAAAGACUGUUUCCAACUUGACUGAGGCCGUGCAGCAUCUGCCCUGUGGGUCACUUCCGUGCUCCAGGGAGGACUCACCAUGGGCAUCUGAUUGGCAGAGCAGCUCCGAGUCCGUCCAGAGCUUCCUGCAGUCAGUGAUCACCACUGUGGGCAUCCCUGAGGUCAUGUCUCGGCUCGAGGCAGUGUUUACAGCCCUCAUGAACAGCAAAGGUCUGAGCCUCUUCGACAUCAUCAACCCUGAGAUUAUCACUCGAGAUGGCUUCCUGCUGCUGCAGAUGGACUUUGGCUUCCCUGAGCACCUGCUGGUGGAUUUCCUCCAGAGCUUGAGCUAGAAGUCUCCAAGAAGGUUGGGAUGGGGCUUGAACCAGAAGGCAAGCACCAGGCUCACAGCUGGAACGCUGCUGUCUCCUCCAGCAUGGUGGAAGUUGGGUUAGGAGUACGGAGAUGGAGAUGAUUGGCUCCCAACUCCUCCCUAUCCUAAAGGCCCACUGGCAUUAAAGUGCUGUA